AUGUCUGACCUAUUGAACAAGCCACUACCAACUGGUGAUUUGAAAUUCCAGUGGAUCGACAUCGAUGAGCAGGAUCCAAACCAGGAGUCGUGUAAGAUGCCACAGACCGAGGAAUGGUCCAAGUUCAUCGCCCAGAACAAGACCGUGGUGCUUACCGGGGCGCCAGCUGCGUUCUCGCCAACCUGUUCCAUUAACCACAUCCCAGAUUACGUGAGCUACCUGGGCGAGCUGGUCAAGGACAAGAAGGUCGACCAGGUGGUUGUCGUCACCGUCGACAACCCGUUCGCAAACCAGGCGUGGGCCAAGUCGCUGGGCGUCAAGAACACCGCCCACAUCAAGUUCGCCUCCGACGCGGGCGCCAAACUGGUCAGGAAGCUGGGCCUCGAGCUGCCUGUCGGCGACGACGUCUACUGGUCCGGCAGAUGGGCUGCCGUGGUCAAGAACGGCGUCGUCACCUACGUCGGCAAGGAGAAGAACCCUGCCACGGACGUGACCGUCUCCUCCGUUGAAAGCGUUCUGGCCCACUUGUAA
Messenger RNA from Torulaspora globosa, 531 nucleotides. It is a transcript of the gene AHP1, whose product is annotated as thioredoxin peroxidase AHP1. The coding region runs from base 1 to 531 and encodes 176 amino acids. Gene Ontology annotation, biological process: cellular response to oxidative stress; hydrogen peroxide catabolic process; cell redox homeostasis. The transcript has a single exon. Gene Ontology annotation, molecular function: thioredoxin peroxidase activity. The record is from RefSeq and is a predicted model, not a curated record. Gene Ontology annotation, cellular component: peroxisome; cytoplasm; mitochondrion. NCBI's taxonomy places the organism in Eukaryota, Fungi, Ascomycota, Saccharomycetes, Saccharomycetales, Saccharomycetaceae.